Molecule: messenger RNA, 529 nt
Organism: Hordeum vulgare subsp. vulgare (domesticated barley)
Lineage: Eukaryota; Viridiplantae; Streptophyta; Magnoliopsida; Poales; Poaceae
Product: abscisic stress-ripening protein 3-like
Exons: 2
Coding region: 110-403 (97 amino acids)
Source: RefSeq, a predicted model, not a curated record
AAGUCACAAAACAACACACAUCAUAUAUACAGCCUGCCCGUCGAUCUCUUCGACCUCACUACAUCGGCUUCAUCCACUGCUGAUAUCUUUCAAAGCAAUUUCGUUGGUAAUGGGGCGCCACAGAAGCAGCAGCAGCGGCAAAGCCGAGACGGCCGCUGGCAGCGAUCACCGUAAGGAGGAGAAGCACCACAAGCACAUGGAGCAGCUCGCCCAGCUCGGCGCCGUCGCAGCCGGAGCAUACGCUCUGCACGAGAAGCACAAAGCCAAGAAGGACCCCGAGAAUGCCCGGUCGCACAGGAUCAAGGAAGAGAUCGCAGCCACGGUCGCUGUUGGCAGCGCCGGCUUCGCCUUCCACGAGCACCACAAGAAGAAAGUCGCCAAGAAUCACGGCCACCACCACUGAGAUAGGCACUGAUCGAUCAUAUGCUAUGUAUAACGUCUAACGUCAGUUCUCCUGUAUAUUUUUUGUUAUCUUGUUCCACGGUGUGUUGUGUUGUUCUUAAUUACGUAUAACGUCAGUUCUCUUGUA